UUCAUUAGUAUACAGUUGACAGUAGUCAGAUUUGCAUUCAUAUUCGGUUGUUCAAAUUACACAAUUAUGCAAACAAAUGUGGUACAAAUAAACACAGCCUAAACACAACCUACACAUGUGUCUAGUCAUAAAUAGUAGUCUAAAUAUAGUGUAGGAGGCUACUUACUACAUGUUAUCCGCAGCUCUUGUGGGGCUUUUGGCAUAGGAGGAGCUCAUGGAAGAAUUAACACCUCUCAGAUGACAGCGAGCCACUGACGUCAGCGAAGAUAUAAUAAAGCGGCUGUAUAGGCACGUUCAUGUAUGUGUGUGUGUGUGUGAAGUUUGGAGAAUCUAGGCCCUAACGGUAAAGGAAGGUCCAAAGUUGUGGCAAUCAAAUUAAAGUGUCUCUAAACGUCUUAAGAUCAAUAAUAAGCAACAACAUGGAGGUCAGCGCUGAGGCCAAGAGGAUUAUGGUCCACGCUCUAGGCAAACUAUACAGCUCGCGCGCCCAGCGCGGGGGACACCGUCUCCACCGGAGCCUGCUGCUCACGCUCGUAAUGCAGUCCGCCCGGAAUAUCUACCACGCAUCGCAGGCCAGUUGUGAAACCACGACAGCAGCAGAGACGAUCCAGCAAGAGUCGCCGAUGGAGGAAACAACUGGAGACCGUUUGGAGAGGGAGGUUUCAUCGUCUCUGUCUGGACUACCCGCGACCCCCCAGCCCCAGGAGAUUCCAGUAUCCUCCGAGGACGAAACGAACUCACACCCGCUGCACUGCAGUGUAACAGUAGGUAGAGAAGACAAGGAGAACCGGGGCCCGUCGAGGCCUGACCGUAACGCCAGGAAGAGACGGGGCAAGGCGGCCUCGGAGCCCGACUUCCUCCCCUGCAAGAAAGCGAAAAUGGAGCAAGGGAGAAAUACCGUCAUACGGAGCUCUGUGAACUGCUACCGUGUCGGUGGGGACUCCCUGGUCUCAUCGGUGCCCAUGUUAAAAGCCAUUGCUGCGUUUUGAAGGGACAAUGAAGAGUUUGCUUUGAUUUGGGUUCAUAAAUACAAUUUUGUGACGGAGCAGGAGGAAUACGUUGUGGGCAAAACUAUCCGGGUAUGAGCCGGGUAGAGAGAGAGGAGACCACAUAUGCGUUCAGACACUAUAAAUUGCUGUGGUCCCUAAUGUUGGAAACUGGGCUGUCCCGGGAACUCAGCGGAGGUUUCUCCGAAAAUUGGAGCUUGUUUUGUGAAAGAGGUGACUGAUCGUUACGGUAAAAGAGUUCAUGCUCUCCCGCUGUGACUUUCCCCGCUGGCUGUGCUCCAAAAGAGGGAGAUGGAAGAACAUUGGUCUAAUACUUUCUAGGGCUGGGCCUGGUCGAAAAGGACUGAAAACAAUACACAGCACAAGCCUAAACCGACUGAAUAGUGCUGGUUAAAAUGACUUUUAUAGCCUACACGUGCGCCAUGAUGCUGAAAAUACUAGACCAACCAUUUGCUAUUAAUCACUGCCGUGGGUCCUAGUAAUCUAAACAUUUGACCUAUUACAUAAAUUGAUCCAUUAAAUGUUCUGAAUGUUCUACCGUAUGAUACAUUCACAUGUAUAUUUUGUUAAUUUGUACGUUAAUUGGUUAAACUGUGGAACUUUUCUUCCAUAAGAACCAAAAUGAAUUGUAUCGACACUGAUAACCAAAACUGAAACAAACCAUACCAUACCUCAGUUUUAUUUAUUAAAACGUUUUAUAA
Oncorhynchus mykiss (rainbow trout) is the source of this 1708-nucleotide messenger RNA. RefSeq names its product immediate early response gene 2 protein. The record is from RefSeq and is a predicted model, not a curated record. NCBI's taxonomy places the organism in Eukaryota, Metazoa, Chordata, Actinopteri, Salmoniformes, Salmonidae.